CUUUCUCGAACACCAAACCACCAUAUCCACAAUCAUGACGAGUCUCUUACCACAAACCUGCUUUAGGCAGCUUGCACGGAACUCCUCGAGGCAAAGGGUUCCGGUUUUUCUGGCGCCUGAAUUGGCUCGCGCCCAACAGACACAAUGUUUCUCGACUACACCCCGGACACAAUCUCGGAUGGGAGGCGCCGCGAUCUCAGUUCCCCCGGAGGUGUCACUGAAAUUUAUCGACCUGCCUCAAACACAGAUCAGGGGUAAAGCGAAGGAUCAACCAAAGGUUGCAAUUGAAGUCAAAGGCCCAUUGGGAGAAUUGACCCUCAACGUUCCACCCUUCGUCAAUGUUGCACAUGAUGAAUCUCUCCGAAAAGCUACACUAUCAGUUGAAGAUGCGACACUUACCCACCAGCGGGCCAUGUGGGGAACUACCCGAGCUCACCUGCAAAACUCUAUCCUCGGAGUGUCGGAAGGUCAUAUUUGUAUUCUGAGUCUGGUUGGUGUCGGUUACAGAGCCAGUAUCGAGUCCACGGCGACCACCGUCGAACCUGAAUAUCCCGGUCAGAAUUUCGUCUCUCUGAAGGUUGGGUACUCGCAUCCGAUCGAACUGGGUGUUCCAGAGGGAGUCAAGGCCAGUACUCCCCAGCCUACGCGCAUCCUUUUGGAGGGCACGGAAAAGCAAGUCGUUACACAGUUUGCGGCGAAGAUUCGUGAGUGGCGGAAGCCUGAGCCCUACAAGGGCAAGGGUAUCUUUGUCAACGGUGAGACAAUCAGAAUGAAGGCUAAGAAGAUCCGGUAAACUGGAUGUUUACAUAUUUGGGAGAGGGGAGAUUGGUUAUGGUUUUCUGUAUAUGUAUAUUCAAGCACUCUUCUUUCUGUUGGCGAGUGGUAGCUAUUUCUAUGUACUUUUAGACACAUCCAGCGUGCGGGAUUUGACCAAAUGCACCCCAGCAUUU
Aspergillus ochraceoroseus IBT 24754 is the source of this 950-nucleotide messenger RNA. Its product is annotated as mitochondrial 54S ribosomal protein uL6m. NCBI's taxonomy places the organism in Eukaryota, Fungi, Ascomycota, Eurotiomycetes, Eurotiales, Aspergillaceae. The record is from RefSeq and is a predicted model, not a curated record. Bases 35 to 793 code for a protein of 252 amino acids. The transcript is spliced from 3 exons. Gene Ontology annotation, cellular component: ribosome; mitochondrial large ribosomal subunit. Gene Ontology annotation, biological process: translation. Gene Ontology annotation, molecular function: structural constituent of ribosome; rRNA binding.